AUGGACUGGUUCAUCAUCAACCUGAAGUCAAGAUUACAAUUGCGCAAUGAUCAUAGCGUUGAAGCCAUCGUGGCUCUGCUUCCACCACAAGCUAUCGUUCGUGGCUCAGCUCCGGCAAUGACGAACUUCAUGUUUGCACGAACUCGGCAUCUUUUCAUUGACUUCAUGAGUCACUGCAAUACUGGUUUGAAAACCUGUGAUCAGCUUGAGUUACAAAGGAGCAUGCCCAUCGACAGUCAGAAACAGUCACCAACACUAACAUCAACCGUGUUUUGUUUCUCAUCGCCAAAACCAAUCUUUCUAUGA
This is a messenger RNA of Cadophora gregata, 306 nucleotides long. RefSeq lists its product as uncharacterized. The record is from RefSeq and is a predicted model, not a curated record. The transcript has a single exon. Bases 1 to 306 code for a protein of 101 amino acids. NCBI's taxonomy places the organism in Eukaryota, Fungi, Ascomycota, Leotiomycetes, Helotiales, Ploettnerulaceae.